AUGGCGGAACGAACACCAGCGGCUACGACCGUACAGGAGCCGGUAGAGAGAAGAGAUACCCCAGGUUCGACAGCGCCGGACGCCGUCACCUUGAACGCCAGUAAUACCGAUAGCAUAUCAGCACCCAACAGGGACGGCAAUGGUACGGCAACCGAGCCAACGCCUGUUGGCGGCACCACCACCACCACCUUACAGUCACAAACCCCAAUAACCGUCGCCGUCUUCGGACGGUCCAGAGCCUGUGCAGUCAUAAACAUCAACAUAAACCAAACAGGCACCGCACUCCGCCGUCUCAUCGCCGCAGAGUUCUUCAAAGGCUCGCCAUUGGAAUUCAAUCCGCAUGAUCUGACCCUCUUCGACAUCAUCCGGGAGAACGUCUCCUUCAAUGACCCGCGAUUGUGGGAUUCUGCAACGCAUGGCGGGGACGACUUGGGCGAUGAUGGCGAGAGGGAUGAGCAGCUUGUCUCCCUCCUGUUCCCGAGUGCUUUGGAGAUCUCCCCAUUGGAAUACCUUUACACGUCCUUGCCGAAAUUAGGAGGCUUAGAUGUUAAUGGAAUGGUCAGAGUUCUCGCCGUGAUAAACUUAGUACCGAGACGUGGCACAUAUGCAGGAGCUUCGAACUCAAGCUCGGCCGCGGAAUUUGUUGACUCGGCGAUGGGAUCAGAUACACCGCCGGAAUACACGUCGCUGCCACGCACGCGUCCAGUUCAACGACGAAGACGAAGCGUCCCGGAUAUGUCGGAUGCUAAAGCGUUGCAGGAUUACUUACAAGCGGCAGGAAUGUCAAGCACUGCAGGGUCUUCGAACUUAGCGGCCGAGAAGCGUCUCUGGAGGCAGGAGAAUCUCCCAAUGAUGGGGCUUGGGUCUAUGGCGGAUAGGGAUAUCGAGGCUGCACCAGGCAGCUCCCCAGAAUCGAGGUUUGAUGAUGGACAAUCGUCAAGCGGUGGUGCUGCAAUCGUUUCGCUGGCUCGCUCCCCGCCUUCUACCGAGCUCCUGAUUACGCAAAAGAGCCAAACACCGGUGAAGAAGUCGUUACGUCGCCGCCUGAGUGGACGCAAAAUAAGGGUCAUUGGCAUAAUCGGAUGCAUCCUGCUAAUACUUGCCGUGGUCGCGGUAAUUUACGCAUUUCAAGCUCGGAAGCGCUCCAGUUACAGCGACCCGUCGGGGACGAUUUCCUCAUUCGCCUCGCGAAACAACCAGGUCUACUCCAGUUCCCGUCUGUCCCCCGACGGCCGAUGGCUCCUCGCUGGGUCAGCCAACACACCCACUUGGGACCUCUAUGACACAAACUCAAACACAUACGCGCGAUCCUACGACGGCUACACGGCCGCAAUAUCGCCCACGGACAACGACAUCAUGCUCACAGCCUCCAACAACCCCGCGGGCCCCAACAUCGCCCGUCUCUGGACCCUCACCGACGGCCGCGCCCUCUUCUCCGAACCCCUCGCACACCCCGUCCAAAAAACCCUCUUCACCUCCGACGGGCAGUACGCGCUCUUCCUCGGCGGCGACGCCACCACAUACACCAAUCUCACCAUCUACCAAAUCGUCGGCAAACCCCCCGUUCUCCAAUUGGUCGAUUUUGGAAACACCUACACGGGCGUCCCGCUCAAAGAUUUUACCUGGGACCUCACCCGCCCCAACGACCCGGUGUGGACAGUCAGCCUCUCCGCCACCUCCAACGAGGUGCGCGUGUUUUACCUCUCCGGUACCGUCGUGCGCUGGUCCCUGGUCCCAAAUCCACAGAGCUUAGGCGCCCUCGUGGGCGUAUCCUACCCCUUUGAGCAAAACGACACCACAACCGUGCACAUGAUGGAAGACCGCUACGAUUCCCCUUCGAUCCCCUGGUUCCGCUCCUCAACCCGCUCGAUCCACAAAUGGGACCCGGCGGCGACUUCACCCACCGCCACCCGCGUCAUCUCCAACAUCGCCGACGCCAACAUCACCUCCACCUCGUUCCAAUCCUUCGACGUCGACACGGACGAAAAAUACUUCUACCUCGCCUUCGCGAAUAACGGGACGGGGGGCGUGAAGGUGUUUGAUCUUGCGAGUGGGAAUGCGACGCCGGUGAGGACGAUUGAUCCCGGGUGUGCGCCGAGGCAUGUGAAGGUGGCGAGGGAUGGGAAGGCGAUUUUUUGUGCGUGUUUAGAGGGGACGAGUAGGGUUGAGGGGAGGGUGGUGGGGGUUGGUGGGGGGAAUGUGAAGGUUGGGGGUGUGCAUAAGGUUUUGCUGUGA
Messenger RNA from Fimicolochytrium jonesii, 2235 nucleotides. RefSeq lists its product as uncharacterized. NCBI's taxonomy places the organism in Eukaryota, Fungi, Chytridiomycota, Chytridiomycetes, Spizellomycetales, Powellomycetaceae. The transcript has a single exon. The record is from RefSeq and is a predicted model, not a curated record. Gene Ontology annotation, molecular function: protein binding. The coding region runs from base 1 to 2235 and encodes 744 amino acids.